AUGCACAGUGACUUGUCCUCGCGGCAAAUGAAUGCCCUCGCACAACCCAUUUGGGGCGGCAGGUGGCCAGUUGCGGUGGAAAACGUCCUGGCGCAGGGCUCCGGAACUUCAUGCAGUUCCAGCCAGGAGCAGGGGCAAGCCCAGGCUGCGCAGGCCGAAGAAUUCACACAGGAGCUGCAGCAGCCAGUCUCCAGUCAGGAUGGACUCAAUUCAGAGACAGGUGCACAGUGCAUGUGGCAGCUAGACGCCCGUGCUGUUUUUCCACCUGGCACCUGUGUAUGGCCUGCAAUUUUCAUGACCGGCGAUGGCUGCUUCACAGGUUUUCCUGUCGGCAGCGUACUUCCAUCGCAGGAUGUCACGCAGCAGGCACCAACAACGGGAGCGUCUCAGUCCGACGUCGCGCAGCCUCCGGUGACCGAGGCGAACGCCUCGAAUGGGUCGAACGGCUCGACAUCACCGAGAAAUGGCAUCAGCCGCACGUCCACCAGCCGAAAGCAGCGCCGCCGUUUGAAAGCAGCGAAUACAGCAACUGCCGACUCUGUAAAGGGCCCUGCUGCAGACGAACAGCUAGAGAAGGCGCAGCCAGCACUUCCCGGUCUUGUGAACGGGCCCCGCGGCGCCCAACAGGUCUCAGCUGCGCCAGCAUGCCCUGGGCCUCUUCCCGAGUCGCUCGAAGAGCCAGCCCCGACCAGUCCGACCAGUGCGAACUGCGAGGGCCCCGGCCAGCUCUGGCCUCCGACGCCCGAGUCCACACCACCCUGCUCACCCCGAGACUUCGGUCCAAGUUUUUGUGCCUUCCCAGGCAUCUGGCAUGUAGAGAUUCCGAGCAUGGUCUUGCCGGAGCCAGUGGCUUUGCCGGAGAUGUCUUCGAUGCAAGCGGAGGAAGUUCCAGAUGCAGAAUCCCAGGCAUGCGAGCAGAUGAUCUCCCAACUGGACGAAGAUGCCAGUCGAAGAGCCGAGGUGAUGGAGUUGCUCUGGACUUCCACUUGGUCGAUGGCGUGCACUCCUGGUGGCACUCGUGUCGUCCAGAAGGCGUUGGAGGUUGCUGACACGACGGAGCGCAUAUCGCUGGCAGAGCAGCUGCAGGGUCACGUUAGGGAAGCUUUUGCGUCACCCCAUGCCAACCAUGUCCUUCAGAAAUGCAUUGAGCUCAUUCCUCCAGACCGCCUCCAUUUCGUUCUGUCUGAGAUGCUCGGGCACGCAGUAGCAGCAGCACGGCAUCGUUACGGCUGCCGGGUUCUGGAGCGUCUUCUCGAGCACUGCCCCAGUGAGCAGACGGCGCCCCUGGUCGAGGAGGUCCUAGCGGGUGCUCCGCAACUUUGCCGUCACACCUUCGGCAACUUCGUUGUGCAGCACGUGCUUGAGCACGGGACGGUCGAUCAGAAGCGCCAGAUCGUGGAUGUCAUUCAUGCCGACAUCCAGCGACUGGCUCGCCACAGGGUUGCCAGUCAUGUUGUGCGGUGCGCGCUGAAGCACAGCCCUCUGGAAGACAGGCAGAAGCUGGUGCAAGCCAUUCGGAAAGACCCUGCCGAUCUGGCAGACUUAGCUCACCACCAUUGUGGAAGCUUUGUUGUGCGAGAGAUGCGCCGGGCGGAUGUUUUGCACCGCUGA
This is a messenger RNA of Symbiodinium natans, 1611 nucleotides long. The record is from the annotation of a GenBank genome assembly. Lineage: Eukaryota; Dinophyceae; Suessiales; Symbiodiniaceae.